CCUGCCUUCCUGAACUUUUCCUGUCGAUCUCUAAUGCCCUCCUCAUGCCGGCUGCCCCAAAUUCGUCGUCUCUUUAUUUCUCGUUCAAUCAUUCAGCUUAUAAACAGGAGGAAAGAUUCAAGCGUGCUCAGGAUGAUACCUCAGAUUCAAUAAUGGUUUUCUUCAAUUUUGGAUUACCUUGUAUGACAAUUUUCUAAGACAUUGCUAAACUUUGAUCUGGAAAGUUCAUGGCAAGCACCCUGUCAACUGUUUCUCCUUUUGGAUGUCCUAAAUGUCUUAGGGUUCUUGAGGAAUUUCCAAAUAGUCCUCUUUCCAAGUGUCAUGGCUGUUAUGCCAUUCUUAAUGCUAAAGUGGAUUCAGACAACUUUUCUACAGAUAAUGGAUUAGCAGCUUAUGUGAAGCAGAUUUCUUCGGCUUCACAUAAGCCCAAAAAUCUGGAACAAAGAAGAUCAAAGAGUUCCAAAGAAUCCAACUUUAAUGGGGUAAAACACCUCAAAGAAGUAGAAACUUCAGUUAAUGGAAUGAAGACUCUUUCUGUCUCUGGAAGUUAUAAACUGGAAGAACAAUCUACAGAAUCCUUGGAGCACGAUAUUAAGAACGAGGACUGUAAUGAAAAGCUUAAAACUGGAUUUGGGUUCAGAUCGAAGGACGGAAGCGCUCAUCCCUAUGAUCGAAGUUUCUCUUUAUCCGACAAACUCCGGCGAGAUCACGUUACUCAGAAACAUCUUGCAGUAUCCAGUCGAACCAGAAGCUCCCGUUUCUCUUCAUCCGACGAACCUCUGCGAGAUCUCGUUCCUCAGAAGGAUCCGGCAGUAUCCAGAAGAACUCGAAGCAGAAAAGUUUUCGAUUCGGCCGAAGAAGCAGGAAGAGAUAAUUCCAUGAAGAACAGCGCUCAUGCAGAAGAACAACAAUCUGUAGCUGAAAAACAUUCCAGUAAAGUUUCAAUCCAACCAAAAGAACAGGGCGUAUUGUUAUCCUCUGAGAAUCAAAAUCUCUUUUUGAUCUCUAAAUCGAAGGAUGAUCCAGAACAGGUUGUGAAAUUUCAUUUCUCUGAAACGGACGAUGAACUGAAAAUUAUGGAGAAGGUCGAUGAACUCAAAAUUGAAUUACACAGAAUGCUGAGCAACAAAACUUGCGGCAAGCAGGCAUCCGGCAUCAGCAUAAAUGUGACACAUUUGGAAGGUAAGAUUGAAUCGGAUGCCGAUCGAUUCUCAUCGCUAUUUCGAAAUUUCUCAAGGCAAACCAGCAACUCAUCCAGCCGCAAUGGAAACCGUAGGCUCUGCGAGGAGUCUAGGAUUCGCCAUUGCCGGCCGGUAUCAGGCGGCGCGCCAUUUGUGGUCUGCUACAAAUGCUACAAGCUGCUUCUACUGCCAGCGGACUUUCUCGUGUGGACGAGGAGGGCUCAUAAACUUCGCUGUGGUUCGUGUUCUGAAGUUCUGAUGUAUUUCUUCAGGCCGAGGGAUCGUGCUGAAAUGCAGAAGAGAUGACGAGAACAGCACAUGUAGUGGCCAUGAAGGAUUGGAGAAGCUCAUGGGAAUGAAAUAGAACAGGGUGGAAUUGUUUGGAUCCAUGGAAGGGAGAAUGGUGGCUUCUUCUUGUGAAUUUAAGUUUCUAAUUUAUGGCAGGAGGAUUUGGUAGAGAGUUGUUCGAUUAAUACAGCGACAUUUGUUUGUAUUCUUUUGGGUAAUUUUUUGUUAUAGAAUCAGUGUCAUAACAAUAAAAUAAGAAGAUAAGAUCAUGAGCUGAGCAGGACAAUUUCUUUUGAAUUCAAAGCUGUCCUGUGAGGAAUGCUCAAAGAUCAGAGUGGUAUUAAUCAGAGAGGAGAUAGAGAUAGAGAAAGAUGAAGAGCGCACACAUACGUGUUCUGUGAGGGCAAACUGAGGUAUUCUCAGGCUCUAUGAUUCAUUUUUUAUAUAGAAAGAGAGAUUACAAAGAUGAGAAGGAAAAACUCCUUCAAAAGUAUGGGUAUAGAUUCAAAAGCCAAAAAACCCCCCAUUUUAUAUGUAUUGGAC
This is a messenger RNA of Phalaenopsis equestris, 2012 nucleotides long. Its product is annotated as protein ENHANCED DISEASE RESISTANCE 4-like. Gene Ontology annotation, biological process: regulation of defense response to fungus. NCBI's taxonomy places the organism in Eukaryota, Viridiplantae, Streptophyta, Magnoliopsida, Asparagales, Orchidaceae. Bases 228 to 1487 code for a protein of 419 amino acids. The record is from RefSeq and is a predicted model, not a curated record. The transcript has 3 exons.